UCCAGGUCCGGGAGGCAGCCGUGACGAGGGUGACGGAACAAGGCGGGCGGGCCUGCGUACCGCCCUGCUGGGGGACGGACAAGAGGGGAUCGGGCAGCAACCAGAAGUUCAGAGACAAAGGCGGAACAAACGGUAAAAGAGGGCGGGACUUGCACACUGAUUCACAAAAGUGAAAUUUUACCGGUUCCUCUGGCAACACCUGCUCAGGUUUGAAUGGAGCUCUAUCGGAAAUUACAUGAGGUCACUUCUAUUAAAACAAGAACAAUGGACUCCAUGGUGCUGUGCCGGUAAGAGGAAACGCUGCCCCACCGUGCCAGUGAGAAGAAGUGAUGUUAUCCACCUGCUGCGGAGCAGGGCAGCACCGUAGCGUUCAUGUGGACAUUCAGAAUGGAGAUGACACCUGACGGCUCUUUAAUCGGGAGUCACACGGACUAACCUUCCCCCAUGGCGAGUUUGGACAGAAAUAACAAAUUCCUGCUCAAUUUGGUGAGACAGACUGGUAACAACACGUGUGCUGACUGUGGAAUUCCUGAGCCGGACUGGGCCUCCUACACGCUCGGCAUAUUCGUGUGCCUGAAUUGCUCCGGCAUUCACCGCAACUUGCCUGAUAUCAGCAAAGUGAAAUCCAUAUGUCUGGAUAUCUGGGACGAUGCACUAGUAGAGUUCAUGCGGCAGGGGGGGAAUUCUGCAGCCAAGGCCUUGUAUGAGAAGUGCGUCCCUGCCUUCUUCUAUCGGCCGCAGCAGAACGACUGCUUUGUCCUCAAGGAUCAAUGGAUCCGUGCAAAGUACGAAAGGAGAGAAUUCACAGGAGAAAACAAUCAGCCAAGUUAUUGCUCAGACCAGUUUGAGUCAACACUAUGGAAGAAGGGCAAAAACAAAAAACAGUUUUUAAAGAGGAUCUUCCUGCUGUCCCGGAGAGACUUCACCCUCCGGUACUUUAUCAAAGACGAUUCAAAGCUUCCCAAAGCCGUAAUCUCCAUGAAGGAUCUUAACGCAGUCUUUCAGCCGGAGAAGAUCAACCACGCUAACGGUCUGCAAAUCUCCUUCGCCAACGGCAAACGCACAAGGAAUCUGUUUGUUUAUCACGAAAAAGGACAGGUGAUUGUGUCCCUGUUCAACGCCAUUCGGGCCACGCGCCUUGAGUACCUCCAGAGGAAACAUCCCACUCUUCGAGACAACGACUUAAUACCUCAGAUAACGGGACGCUGUGUGAAGGAGGGGUACAUGGAGAAAACCGGGCCAACGCAACGGGAGCCCUUCAAGAAGAGAUGGUUCACACUGUGCUCAAUGAACAGGAAGCUUCUGUAUUUUAAAAACCCACUGGAUGCUUCUGAGUUGGGCGCCGUCUUCAUCGGCACGGCGAGCCACAGCUACGCCGCUGCAGAGAGCGGCGGGCCGAGCUCCAGAGGAGGCCGGUGGCACUGCGGCGUCACGCUGCAGACGCCGGACAGGGAGUUUGUCUUCAUGUGCGAGCAGCAGCAGGAGCAGAAGGAGUGGUUGGAGGCCUUCCGAAAGGUCAUCGCUCAACCCAUGACACCAGAGGACUACGCCAACGAAGCCAACAUGAUAAGGGGGAAAUGACGUGAGCAGUUCCACGUGUUGGUUUGCAGGAGGUCCCGGUGCAAUAAGUGUGAUUUGGGGAAAUGAGAGACUGAAAGGUUCUGCUUUGGAAAAGACAUAGUGCCUGACAAACGCUCACUUUCACCGGCACAAGCUGCCAAUGCCACUUUGCGUGGUGUGCCUCCGUGAUUACGCGUUGCUUCAGCUCGUAAAGUCACUGCCCAGAGGAGUUAUUGUGAAAAUCAAAAUUAUUCUUUGUGAGAACACUGCAACCUAGCGUAGUAUUUAUUGACAUUAUUACCUUCUAUCCAAAGCGACUUACAUUACAUUUUUAACCCAUACAAUUUUUUUUUUACAUUUUUGCCCGUGGAGCAAUUAGAGGUUAGGCGCUUCGGAUUGGGACAUGGGGGAGCCGGGACUCGGACCACCAACCUUGCGGUUCCCAGCGCACCCUCUCUACCCCUGCACCACGACGACCCCAAAGUGACUCACAAUAAGUGCAUUUCAAAGAGCCCGAGACACCAAGUUCCUGAAGGGAAGAGAUAAAGAUCUGGUGGUUUACUGCGUCAAAUGAAGCAGAAAAGUCCAGAAGGAUUAACUCUUGCGAACAAGGUGGUGAGUAAGUGCGGUGGUUUCCGUAGUUAUCUUGUUAAUCGGUUUCACUCAAUUUGCACAUUUUGAAAGAUUCAUUCCUUUCACACACUGUUGAUUUUGAUUGUCUAUUACGUUUCUUAAUGUCUAAUAUAUUGUUUAAACAAUUAUUUCAUGCUUUUGGAAUUCUAGACUUACAUUUGUAUUCCUCUUCAGUAACAGUAUCCAUUGGUGAUUAAUCACAGAUGACAGUAGAUGAUUAUAUGAGGCAUAGGCUGGUUAUUUUGAUGGUCGGGGGUAGAGGACCAACCAGGCUAAGAAACAAGUUCAUGCCAUGGUUUCUUACCUUUCUUACAGAAUCACAGAGUCUGUCUUGUGUUAUGAUUUAGUCCCAUGUAUAUUGAAGUAGAGGUGCUUUGUAUGAACGUCUGACUGUCAAAUUAAAUAAACAACGUUCAAUGGAAAAAUG
Molecule: messenger RNA, 2620 nt
Organism: Gasterosteus aculeatus aculeatus (three-spined stickleback)
Lineage: Eukaryota; Metazoa; Chordata; Actinopteri; Perciformes; Gasterosteidae
Product: arf-GAP with dual PH domain-containing protein 2
Biological process (GO): heart development; positive regulation of GTPase activity
Cellular component (GO): plasma membrane; intracellular membrane-bounded organelle; cytoplasm
Molecular function (GO): phosphatidylinositol bisphosphate binding; phosphatidylinositol-3,4,5-trisphosphate binding; GTPase activator activity
Source: RefSeq, a predicted model, not a curated record